This is a messenger RNA of Gastrolobium bilobum, 1057 nucleotides long. RefSeq lists its product as uncharacterized. Bases 65 to 820 code for a protein of 251 amino acids. The record is from RefSeq and is a predicted model, not a curated record. NCBI's taxonomy places the organism in Eukaryota, Viridiplantae, Streptophyta, Magnoliopsida, Fabales, Fabaceae. The transcript has a single exon.
UCAUAAAAACCUCCAUUCAAAACUUUCUUUAGUUCCACUUCCAUUUUGCACCAAAGUGGAAGUUAUGGAUCAAGUUAAGUCCCAUAAAAUAGCAUCUUUGAUUGAGAGCAUAAACACUCAUGACCAUCUAGUUAAGCUUACCCAAUUGUUAGUAUCAGUAUCUCUAUUUCUUUUCCUCUUUUCUUCUUCUCCCUUGGUUACUUUCCUCCAUCACUUCAACUUCUACUUCUCUACAUUUUCUUUCCAACUGUUCAGCCACACUAUAGACAAGAACUACAUGUUUCUCCUUUGCAAUGGGCUCCUUGUUUUUGUUGGAAUCACCAGAUCUUUAUCUGGGCAUAGUGGUGUUGAUGAAUCUUCUCAGUGUGUUGAAGGUGGUUCACAAUCUCCAUACUCAGAUGUUGAGGUUAACAAGCCAAUGUUGGUGGAGAAAACUAAGGAGCCUGAUGAACACAAUAUUGAAGCAAAUCAAGCAAUACAAAUCAAGUACUAUAAUCAAGAAGUAGAAGAAAAGAUUGAAAAAAUAAUUUUAGAAGAUGAAGAAGAAGGAAAAGAAGUUAACCAAUCAGUUUUGAAAGAAGAGGAGGAGGAGCCACAUAAAGAAACAGAACUAUAUGGUGCAGGAGAUGAAGAUGAAGACAAGGAUUCAGAGAUUAAUGAGUUUAUGAUUGAAGAAAGGGUAGAAGAGGAAGAAACUAAAGAAGAAGAAGCAAACAGGUUGCUAAGCACUGAGGAAUUGAACAAAAAGUUUGAUGACUUCAUUAGAAGGAUGAAGGAAGAGUUGAGGAUUCAAGCUCAAAGACAAUUAAUUAUGGUUUGACUUAGAUUAGUAACGAUCGUGAUCUUUUGUUUCUCCUAGGAUUUCUUGGCCUAGUUGUUUAUUAGCUAUUCUUUUUUUUUUUUUUCUGAUAUAGUCGUACUCUAUACAAUUUUGUUGAUUUAAAUAUUUCAAAAAUUUAAAUCUUUUACCAUAAGGAGUGUAUGUUAAAAUGUAAAUAAAUAAAAAAAGUGUAGAAUUUUAGAUGUUUGAAAAAAAAAACAGUUCAGAAUUUUAUAA